GUAAGGAGUCCUGCUUUGCCACCAUGAAAGCUCGGCUGGGCAGCCUCCUAGUCCUUGCCACUUUGGUGACAGCAUCCAAUGCAGCGUGCUCUAUUCAAAGACUCAAGAGACUUCCAAACGAAAAGUCUGAUGAAUGCACAGAUAUAGACGGUGGCAAGCACGUCCUUAACACUUACUGGCAGAAGAACUGCGAGUGGUGUUUCUGUGACAAAACUGCGAUCACCUGCUGCACCAAAACUCUUAUACCUGUGAGCUAUGACAAAAAGAGGUGUCAGAGACAAUUCCACUCAGAGAACUGCACCUAUAGUGUGGUGGAACGGACGAACCCAGGAAAGACCUGUCCAGUCAACGGCUGGACAAUAUAAAUGUGCUUCUUGGGGGCCCAAAAGUGGAGCAAUAUUUGAACAUUGUAUGAAUUAAAGUUACCAGUCAUAACCACGCAAGGAGGUGACCUACAAUCCCAAGACUCAGAAGGCAGAGCCAGGAUGUCUUGAAAAACUCGAGUAAAUAAAUACAUGAAUAAAUGUUUGCCAAUCCUA
Molecule: messenger RNA, 539 nt
Organism: Rattus rattus (black rat)
Lineage: Eukaryota; Metazoa; Chordata; Mammalia; Rodentia; Muridae
Gene: Msmb
Product: microseminoprotein beta
Exons: 4
Coding region: 24-365 (113 amino acids)
Source: RefSeq, a predicted model, not a curated record